This is a messenger RNA of Aureobasidium subglaciale EXF-2481, 1596 nucleotides long. RefSeq lists its product as uncharacterized. The record is from RefSeq and is a predicted model, not a curated record. The transcript is spliced from 3 exons. Gene Ontology annotation, cellular component: nucleus. Gene Ontology annotation, molecular function: DNA-binding transcription factor activity; transcription cis-regulatory region binding. Gene Ontology annotation, biological process: positive regulation of transcription by RNA polymerase II. NCBI's taxonomy places the organism in Eukaryota, Fungi, Ascomycota, Dothideomycetes, Dothideales, Saccotheciaceae. Bases 1 to 1596 code for a protein of 531 amino acids.
AUGUCUUUGGGCAGGUUUAUCAUUGAGGAUGUCGUCAAUGGGACUGAGUGGGACACUACGGAGCACAUCGAGGACUUAUCAAUACCAGUCGAUGAAACAGCUGGCAGAGACACUCUGUCUGAUAUACAGGAAGACCUUGAUGAAGACAUACCGAUCCAAUUCUCGGAACCUGUUGUCACCAUCGGACAGGACUCGUAUGAAGACGGAUUGGAUCUCGAAUCAAAUCAUGUAAACAUUCUGCACCCGGUAUCAGUCCUGAACGAAGCCCCAGCACUAGAUACGCCAAAGUCGCCUUCGACAUUUCUCUGGAAGCCCAGGAGAGAGAAAAGUAUCGCAACAACAGCAAUCAACCCCUUCAAUAUUGGCGUGAGCGACUCGCAGAGGAACAAUUUACUAUCGCCAUCAGACCUUGCGAUCAAUCAAACUCCACGCACACAUCUCACGUCUAAGAGAGAGGCUUUUUUACUACACAAAUACACGAAUCUGUUAGCACCGUGGGCGGACAUCUUCGACUCAAGACAACACUGCAAAAGGCUAAUACCACGACUCUGUCUCCAUAUACCGAUGAUGCGUUAUGCUGUUCUAGGAUUGUCUGCAAGACAUCAAGCGAUAUUGACGAAAAGCAAUGAGCUAGAAGCAAGCUAUUACCAUGGUAAAGCUCUCGAGCUUUUCAUCGAGGCCCUUUCUGCUCCUGAAGAAAGCUAUGAUGAGACUCAUCUUAUCACUGCGGCGAUAUUGCGGCACUAUGAAGAGCUGGGCAAUGAUGAUGACCACAGGACGCAUAUACUAGGUACCAGCAGACUACUGAAUGCUGUGUCAAGGUUCUCUCUGUCUGGUGGAUUGGGUGAGACGGCUUCAUGGUGGAUCUUACGGCAAGACAUCUAUGUUGCGCUUGUUCACAAGCAGCCUCUAAGUGUUGGCCUCUCUACUUAUGAUCAAGCUACAUUCGACCUCGAAGACGAUGGUGCAUACUCCAAUAUCGUGGUACUGGUGGUCGCCAAGAUACUACAACUACUAUACUCAUCCGCUCACUCCACGGAUACCGCAGCAUGGACGACGUUAGAAACAGAGGUUGAUACAUGGUGGGAUGCGAAACCGGACACCUUUCAACCCAUAUUUCACGAGGACUCGGAUUUCAGUCAAAACCGCGCUUUUCCUACCAUCUGCGUGGUAUCCUCUGCACCUAGUAAGUGGACUAUCAAUUGCUGGUCCAAAGGAUGGUUUUGCUCACCUUCGGUACUAGUGGCUGGCCUAGCAUAUUACCACGUAGCCAAAGUACUAAUCAAGAUGAAUAAACCUGUGAGCAGCAUGCUAUCAGGUUUCGAUGCGACAAAGAUAAGGCAAGAAGCAGAGAAAAGCGUCGUGCACCACCUCUCACAAGCAAUAGGCUUAUCAGCUUCCAACGGCGAACUCGAAAACGCCACUUUCGAAACACAUCAUCUACUAUACAUGUGUGGGUACUGUCUCAAACAUCGCUGUCAACGAGAAGCAGCAAUACGAUUCUUGACCUGGUCGGAGGAUGUCACUGGAUGGCGGACGUCGAAUACUGUCAAGAUGCUAGAAGAACAAUGGAGACAUCUUGACGGUGCGACAUGA